Molecule: messenger RNA, 1780 nt
Organism: Agrilus planipennis (emerald ash borer)
Lineage: Eukaryota; Metazoa; Arthropoda; Insecta; Coleoptera; Buprestidae
Product: putative fatty acyl-CoA reductase CG5065
Exons: 7
Coding region: 90-1298 (402 amino acids)
Biological process (GO): long-chain fatty-acyl-CoA metabolic process
Cellular component (GO): peroxisome
Molecular function (GO): alcohol-forming very long-chain fatty acyl-CoA reductase (NADP+) activity
Source: RefSeq, a predicted model, not a curated record
UCAAAAGAAUUGCAAAAGACAUUCUAUGUUUCUUAUCGAUAUUUAGUAGUUCGUAUUGGGCAAUAACGACAAGUUGAAAAGAAAACGAAAUGCACAACAGGAAAAUUUCAAGUGUAGCGAAAACGUUUCAGGGAAAAACGGUACUUCUGACAGGGGCGACAGGGUUUCUGGGAAAAUUGGUACUGGAAAAACUUUUACGAACUUGUCCAAAAAUUAAAAGAAUAUACAUCAUAGUGAGAGCUAAAAAGGGAAAAGACCAUAUACAAAGGAGAAAUGAUGUAUUGGAAAAUGUAAUUUUUGAACCCCUUAAAAGAAAUACAAUUGAAAUUUUUGAAGAAAAAGUAGAAGUAAUCGCUGGAGAUCUCGCCGUUUCUCAAUUGGGGAUAUCCCCAGCUGAUCAAAAGAAGAUAUUGGAAGAAACGAAUUUUGUGUUCCAUAUCGCAGCGACAGUAAAUUUCGAUGAGAAGAUAAAGAAGGCGGUCGAAAUCAACAUUAAAGGUACUAGAGACAUUUUGAAAUUGGCAAAACAGAUGAAAUGUUUGCAGGGGUUUGUUUAUAUUUCAACUGCGUAUUCUAAUUGCCCGCGACAUGAAAUUGAGGAAAAGUUUUAUGAUCCGCCGUAUGAAGUGGAUAAAAUUAUAAACAUCGUGGAUUCAUUGGACGAUGAUCUCCUGCAAUAUCUAACGCCAAAGAUGUUGAAGGAUUGGCCGAACACAUAUGUGUUUACAAAAUCCAUUGCCGAACACGUUGUAAAAACCGAAUCAGAUGGGUUGCCUUUAUGCAUUGUACGACCCUCUAUAGUGAUGUCCACGUAUCAAGAGCCGUUAUCAGGCUGGGCUGGCAAUGUAUUCGGGGCAAUCGGGGCUGUAGCCGCAGGAAAUGUCGGUUUAAUAAGGACGAUGUGGGUGAAGCGUUAUAAAAUUGCAGACAUAGUUCCUGCCGAUUUUGUUGUAAAUUGUAUUAUCUCUGCUGCAUGGGACAUUUCGAACGAUAGGGAAAGUUGCGUCGCCGAGCCAGCGAUGAGUUUAGAAUCCAAAGAGAAGACAACAAAAAUUUAUAAUUACGUGUCCGGACCCGAAAACUCAAUAACUUGGGGGAAAACAUACGAGUAUACAAAAGAAUCGGGCAAAACAGUACCGUCGAAAGCGUGCCUGUGGUAUCACUUCUUUGUGCCCGCCUCUACCGAACGAAUGUACAAAGUCUACAUGAUCUUUUUGCAUAUAAUUCCGGCAUACAUUGUGGAUUUUAUUGCGAAACAGUCUGGGCGAAAACCACAGUGGGUAUACACUUCAGUAUAAUCGACACAGAAUCGUUAAUCGUAAGACUGGUUGGGCCCCGCACUCUCCCUCUAUCUUAUCCUGAGCUAAUCCUGGAAUUUCCUUCAAACAGGAACAUCCUCAACUAUUUUAUGUAAACACUAAUCGAAUCUAGGUCUACAUAUAUCACUCUUCCAUUUCUGUAUCUCAUUCCUACAUUUUAAGUAUAAUUAACAUUUUGUCCUAUUUAACAUUGGUCUUCCCCUAAUAGUUUUUCCGCUCUUUUUCCACCGAGGCUUUCCCCGUCUCGUAAAUGUGGUUAAGUAUUCUAUCCUCUUGAUGUUUUAAGAUUUCCGCGUGUAUCCCAUCCAUAUCUGUUACCUUAUUAUUUUUUAUUUUUUUUCUCUCUCCCUUGUUAUGGAUUAGUGCCAUUUCCACUUGCACCCCGUACGUUAUCUUCCCUUAUACAUUUUACUAUUUGUCUUUUAACAAACAAUGCUUAUACCUAUUAGUUAUUUCAUCAU